This is a messenger RNA of Mycotypha africana, 1103 nucleotides long. RefSeq names its product eukaryotic porin/Tom40. Gene Ontology annotation, molecular function: voltage-gated monoatomic anion channel activity. Gene Ontology annotation, cellular component: mitochondrial outer membrane. The transcript is spliced from 8 exons. Bases 81 to 932 code for a protein of 283 amino acids. The record is from RefSeq and is a predicted model, not a curated record. Lineage: Eukaryota; Fungi; Mucoromycota; Mucoromycetes; Mucorales; Mycotyphaceae. Gene Ontology annotation, biological process: monoatomic anion transmembrane transport.
UUAGGUGUGUUCGGCUCAUUUGUUUCUUUUCUUUUCUUCUUCAUUCUAUUUAUCACUCUCAAACAAAGUACUCUUCUAAGAUGUCCGUUCCUGUUGCUUUCAAUGACAUUGGCAAAUCCGCCAAGGAUCUCUUGACUAAGGAUUUCCCCGUUGGAAACGUCAAGCUUGAAGUCAAGACCACUGCCCCUAAUGGCGUUAUCUUCAAAGUCAAUGGUAACCGUGAUAACAAGACUGGUAUCAUUGUUGGUGAUAUUGAAACCAAGUUUGCCGAUAAGAAGAACGGUAUCACUCUUACUGAAGCUUGGACAACUUCCAAUGUCCUUAACGGAAAGGUCGAACUCGAAAACAAUCUUGCCAAGGGUCUCAAGCUCGAACUCUUGACUUCUCUUCUUCCUUCUGUCAACGAAAGAGCCGCUAAGAUCAACGCCAUUUACAAGAAGCCUAAUGUUCACACUGUUGCCACCCUUGAUGUUUUCAAGACCAAUUUCAAUGUGAACACUGUCUUUAGCCAACGUGGCUACCUCGUCGGUACUGAAGUCGCUUACAACAUCUUGGACGGAAAGAUUGGUCGCUACAAUGCUGCCGUUGGUUAUGCUGCUGCUGAACACGGUGUUGCUUUCCACCUUACCAACAACUUGACCAACAUCUCUGCUUCCUACUAUCAUCACGUCAAUAGCGACCUUGAAGCUUCUGGUAGAGCUACUUGGGACUCUAAGGGUGCCAAUGCUGUUGCCCUUGAAGUCGGUGCUAAACUCAAGUUAGAUAGCACUGCCUUUGUUAAGGCCAAGAUCUCCAACGCUGGUGUUCUCGGUCUUGCCUACACUCAAAGCCUUCGCCCUGGUGUCAAGGUUAACCUUGGUGCUUCUAUUGAUACUACUCGUCUCAAUGAAAAUGCUCACAAGCUUGGUCUUUCUCUCACUUUGGAAAACUAAAUUCUAUAUGAGCCAACAACAAACGAACAACAAGACUAAUAUGACAAGCUAUAUGUAUAUUGCCAACUCACCCUAUUAUUUAUAGAAAGAAGGAAUUUUGUAAUAUCAUUCAUAUUCCUUUUUGUAUUAAGCUUACCCAUAAUAAAUAAUACACCAGAUUCUCAAACAGUC